GGUCGUGUUGUGGAAAAUAUAUCGAAAAGGUGUGGUGGGUUCCUGAGACAACUUAGUCUGAGAGGAUGUCUUGGUGUUGGAGACUCCUCUUUAAAGACCUUUGCACAGAACUGUAGAAACAUUGAACACUUAAAUCUAAAUGGGUGCACAAAAAUCACUGACAGUGUGUCUGCUGUUUUGCAGCACGUGUUACAGUCUUAGCAGAUUCUGUUCCAAGCUGAAACAUCUGGAUCUGACAUCUUGCGUAGCCAUCACAAACAGCUCUUUGAAAGGCUUAAGUGAGGGUUGCAGAAAUCUGGAACAUUUGAAUCUUUCCUGGUGUGAUCAGAUUACGAAGGAUGGUAUUGAAGCACUGGUGAAAGGGUGUAGUGGACUAAAAGCUCUAUUUCUUAGAGGUUGCACACAGUUAGAAGAUGAAGCAUUGAAACACAUUCAAAAUCACUGUCAUGAACUUGUAAUCCUGAAUUUGCAAUCCUGUACACAAAUUUCAGAUGAAGGCAUUGUAAAAAUCUGUAGAGGAUGCCAUAGACUUCAGUCACUCUGUGUUUCAGGCUGUAGCAACCUUACAGAUGCUUCUCUCACAGCACUUGGUCUAAACUGUCCAAGGCUGAAGAUUUUGGAAGCCGCAAGAUGUUCACAUCUUACAGAUGCUGGUUUUACCCUUUUAGCACGGAAUUGCCAUGAGCUGGAGAAGAUGGACUUAGAAGAGUGUGUUUUGAUAACUGACAGCACAUUGAUACAACUUUCUAUACACUGUCCUAAGCUACAAGCAUUGAGCUUAUCUCACUGUGAAUUGAUCACCGAUGAUGGGAUUCUUCAUCUGAGCAACAGUACGUGUGGUCAUGAGAAGCUGCAGGUACUGGAGCUUGAUAACUGUCUUCUCAUCACCGACGUGACUCUGGAACACCUGGAGAACUGCCACAACUUGGAGAGAAUUGAGCUGUAUGACUGUCAGCAGGUCACGCGAGCUGGAAUCAAACGGAUCAGAGCUCAUCUACCUCACGUGAAAGUUCAUGCUUACUUUGCUCCGGUAACUCCCCCUCCUUCGGUAGGAGGGAGCGGACAGCGCCUCUGCAGAUGCUGUAUUAUUCUCUGACAGUAAGUGCAACCACACAGAAAAUUUUGUUGUUGUUGUUGAAGAAAAGAAUGGGACUGCAAGUCAGUGGAAGGGGUCGGUUUCCUGACAGUCCUAGUGGUGGUAUUUGGUCAUCCAGUUUUGUGACAAGAAAAGCAUUUUUUUCCAGGUAAAAAUCUUAACGUAAUGUGCAGCUGUGGAUUAAGUUGGUGAUGCUUCGGUUUGUAUUAGUAACUCCUUCCUUCUGUUGGCAUGAGAACUGAAGUACCGUGUACAAUGUGCGGGCGUUUCAGCAUAGCAGCUACUUGGUGAAAGUUCACUGAACUUGGAAGUGAAUUUGUGUUUAUAAGCACUAUACGCGGUGUGAAGUUCUAACUUAACGUGGGGCUCAAGUCCAUCACACCCAGGAACUGAACCUGCUGUCCUGUACUAUACAUGACAGAUUAAAUACCAGGUUUAAGGACAAAUAAGCUUUAGCAGAUGUUGACCAAAAAACGCAAGGUAAUCAUGAGCUCUUACAGCAAAACAGCUUGUACUUUUUCAUGAUUCAGCUUCAUAUUUAAUUACAUUACAGGACAUAAUAGGUAAUGUCAAAAGGUUAGAUAGUACCUCAAGCUAACUGUAUAAAUAGAAACACUUUCCAAGUUUUGGAACUUGGUUCAGUUGAACUAGGUGUUAGUAUAAGGCUUGCCCGUCACUGAAGCACAUUUUAUGCCCAAUGCCAUCGGCCUUUAAAAAGGGUAAGAAACCCCCUGGGGUAGAGCUCCUGGACUCAGCCAUAGUGGGCUGCCACGAGCAGAGGUGGUGCUUCCUGUAACGCCAUUCCUGCCUGUCCUCAGUGACCUCCUCCCUCUGUAGGGACACAGGAGGCAGUGGUUCUAGGAUGAGGAGUGUUACUCAGGCUUUUCUACAGCUGGAGAAUGGAAACCAGGCUCAGCUACCGGCACUAGGCUGGAGCGAGGAAUCUGGUUCCAGCCCUUUGUGCCACCCACUUUAGGGACACAGCAAGCAGACGGGCAAACAAAGCUGUAGGCAGGAGGUGAACCAAACCAAACCUGUGGUUUUCAAAUGUAGAAAGCCAGACUCUUCACAUUUGGGUUAUUUAAGAAGCCGUCACCUUCUGAAUGAUAAUAAAAUCUAUGUAUUAACUCUUAAGGCCAUGCUUUUCAUCCUUAGAUUUCAGUACUAGAGGGUUAGAAAAAAUAAACUUUUUUUAUAUUAAGCAACUUAAUUAUCUGAGAUAACAGUUCAGAAAGCUUUUUUGUGUAAGAUUGGUUGUGUGUGUGUGUACGUUUUAAGAGUUCAGGGCCUGUGUGUUUACUGAAAACUAAUAGAAACGCUGGCUUGUAAAGCAGUUGGAGAAGCUAUUACUGCAAUUUCCCCCAAAAACUUUACCUACUCUUUAAAAAGAAGUGUGAACAAUAAGGGACUUUUGUGGAUAACAACGGCUGGGUUGUGUUUGUGCUUCACAGAUGAUGGGGAUGGUAAAGCAAGACCUCAAUUUGGGAGGUUAAAUUACAGAUUAGCGUGCAGUACGUGGAUUUCUUUGCUACUACAAAAUAAGCCAAUCAGGGCUUGUUUUGCGCCAUAGUGGAGGAGUGUCGUUACAAUUGUACUUCGAGUUCCAUUAAAAUACUGCAGUAAUGGAGAGUUUUAAGCAGAUUUUAUUCUCAACUGUACCAGGAAAAUCAUUGGUACCAGUAUUGUCAAGAUGUGUUGCCUUUUGUUGGCUCAUUUUUUUUCUAAGAACAUAAUGAACCUUGUAAGUCUAUUGCAUUGAAGAUGUACAGAAACAAAUGGAACCUACUCUGAUAUAGGACACUUAAAUAAACAGUCAGCUGAUGUCACAUUUGGAUUUGUUUCAAUUAUUUCAAAUUUAACCAAGUUUUCUAUUAGAAGCAGAAGAUCAACAUGCGUGUGUUGGGCACAGGAUAAAGGACUAAGCUGGUUUGCUUCCAUUACUUACGUUUACCUGCCAGUGGUGCUAGG
Athene cunicularia (burrowing owl) is the source of this 3064-nucleotide messenger RNA. RefSeq names its product F-box and leucine rich repeat protein 2 (gene FBXL2). Gene Ontology annotation, molecular function: protein binding. Lineage: Eukaryota; Metazoa; Chordata; Aves; Strigiformes; Strigidae. The coding region runs from base 140 to 1096 and encodes 318 amino acids. The record is from RefSeq and is a predicted model, not a curated record. Gene Ontology annotation, cellular component: SCF ubiquitin ligase complex. The transcript is spliced from 11 exons. Gene Ontology annotation, biological process: SCF-dependent proteasomal ubiquitin-dependent protein catabolic process.